This is a messenger RNA of Dothidotthia symphoricarpi CBS 119687, 981 nucleotides long. RefSeq names its product 30S ribosomal protein-like protein S10. Gene Ontology annotation, biological process: translation. Bases 1 to 981 code for a protein of 326 amino acids. Gene Ontology annotation, cellular component: mitochondrion; ribosome; small ribosomal subunit. NCBI's taxonomy places the organism in Eukaryota, Fungi, Ascomycota, Dothideomycetes, Pleosporales, Dothidotthiaceae. Gene Ontology annotation, molecular function: structural constituent of ribosome. The transcript has 3 exons. The record is from RefSeq and is a predicted model, not a curated record.
AUGCGGAGACAGAUUGUACAUGCCCCACGGCCGCACACGCAGGCUUUCUCGCGCCCGAGGAGCGACAAGGCCGGCGAGGAGGAUGAGGCGGGGGAGGGCAAGCUCAUGGACGGGCUGAAGGCGGAUGUCGAGGAUGGGAGCAUGGAUCUGGACGCGAGGCUGACGGAUAUGGGGAUCGACCCCAAGCAGUACAAGGCGCUCUGGAACAGCCAGCAAAAGGCCGACGAGCGCUUCGCGCAGUGGGAGCCUAAGACGCGCGAGGAGGCCCAGCAGCGCUGGAAGGACCUCCAGAAGACGCCCGACCACCUCACCCUGCUGCACAUGUACAAGCGCGCUGGCGUCGAGCCCAUUAAGCUGGCAAAAGAACGCGGCAUCACGCUCCCCACCGACACCCCACCCCUCGACGACAAAUCCCAAAAAACCCUCGACGCCCUCCGCACCCCCAUCAACGUGCAAGCCGUGCACCUGCGCCCCCUACGCCGCACCCCGCAAUACGGCGUGCCCGUCUGCGACCUCCAGCUGCGCACCUACUCGAUCCGCAACCUCCUGCUAUUCGCCGACUUCGCCGUGCGCGCCGCCUACUACAUGGGGCUAUGCGCACGGGGGCCCAUCCCACUCCCACGCAUCACCGAGCGCUGGACCGUGCCGCGCUCGAAUUUCAUCUUCAAGAAGUCGCAGGAGAACUUUGAGCGGGUGACGAUGCGCCGGCUGGUGCAGAUCCAGGACGGCCAUCCGGAUGUGGUCAAGGCGUGGCUGGCGUUUUUGGCAAAACAUCAGUACCAUGGCGUGGGUAUGAAGGCGAAUAUCUGGGAGUAUGAGGGCUUGGAGGCUGCGACGAGGGCGGGGUAUGAGGUUAAGGAGGGCGAUUGGAGUAGGAGGCGGGAGGGCCCUGUGCUGGAUAAGGUGGAGGAGAUUCUGGGCGGGAAGUCGUUUAAGGAGGUUAUGGAGGGGAAUGAGAGUGGGAUUGAGUUGAGGCCGUGA